AUGAGUAUAGCUGCAUAUGCGUAUGAAGCUGACAGAGCUAAACGUUUAUAUUUUGGUCAAUACUCUCUCACACUUACUGACAAAUAUAUUGUUAUCACUGAUGGAAAUACUGAGAAAUACAUAACAUGGAAGGACUAUGAAAAGUUUGACCCUAUUUUAACUCCAUGUACUAUGCCGUUUAUAAAGGACGGUGAAAUUAUUGAAAAAGAUAAUACAACCGUAUAUAGGUCUGUUUAUGAAGCAUUAGAAUAUAUGUUGAAUCAUAACCCAAAAAGAUUUGACCCAAGCACUACACCAUGUGCAAUGCCUUUUAUUAAGGACGGUGAAAUCGUAAGAGUUCCGGAUUCAACGGUUUACACAGCUGUUCAAAACAGUUUACAAAACAUUUUAGCGAAUAUCUUUAAUUCAGAAACUACAGAAAUAAAAUUACCAUAUAUAACAGAUGCUAAAGAAAUUAAAUCAAAAACGACAACAUUAUUUACGUCACUUAAUGAUUUAAUGACUUAUAUCAUUAAUAUUCCUGCACCAACUACAGCAUUUGAUCCAAACUCGACGGUUUGCAGUGUACCUUUCAUAAAUGACAGUUCAUUAAUUACUUUAAGGGAUUCGACAGUAAAUGAAUCAUUAAAGGCGUCAUUAAUGAAAAUCAUUGAUUUUAAUUCAUUCACGAAUACAUAUAAUUCAUUCAUUAAUGUUUCAUAUGCUUCUAAAGAAGGUGAGCCAAAAACUAUCGAUAAAGCGGUGUAUGAAAUAAAAGCAUCAACGACGAAAUUGAAUUCGUUAACUUUUGACGGUGAUAGUUUCGUUAAUGACAUAACAUCGGGGAAAACAAUUUUAACGAAAGAAUACUUAAAAUCUCAUGUUAGUGAGUUCGUUGAAAUUGAAAAAGAAGGUGGAAUUAAGUUCGAUCCACUGAAUUUCAUUUUCAGCUUAGCGAAUGCGGGUGUUAGUUUCGCUGAAUGGACAACUAUACAGAGUGAAAUAAAUGCAAUAUGG
Molecule: messenger RNA, 996 nt
Organism: Trichomonas vaginalis G3
Lineage: Eukaryota; Parabasalia; Trichomonadida; Trichomonadidae
Product: organellar and viral DNA polymerase type B
Exons: 1
Source: RefSeq, a predicted model, not a curated record